Dendrobium catenatum is the source of this 1002-nucleotide messenger RNA. RefSeq lists its product as uncharacterized. The transcript has a single exon. Gene Ontology annotation, molecular function: nucleic acid binding; zinc ion binding. NCBI's taxonomy places the organism in Eukaryota, Viridiplantae, Streptophyta, Magnoliopsida, Asparagales, Orchidaceae. The coding region runs from base 1 to 1002 and encodes 333 amino acids. The record is from RefSeq and is a predicted model, not a curated record.
AUGGAAAAUUCAAAAAAGCUACAAAAUUCUAUUAUUAUCAAAGUAUUUGGAAGCAAAAUUCCUUUCCUUGUGGUCAGUACAGAACUUAGAAGACAAUGGGCUCCUUAUGGGAAGUUCCACUUAACAAUGUUAGGAAUGGAUUGGAUCCUUUGUUCAUUCUACAAUAAUGAAUCCAUGGAAGCUGUAUUCAAUAACGGACCUUGGUUUGUUAAUGGGAAAAUAAUUGGUAUGGAUAAAUGGUCUUGUAAUUUUGAUCCUUCCUCCUUAAAAGGGUUGAGUGCUCCAAUAUGGAUAAGGCUUCCAAAUCUACCACUUCUAUGUUGGGAUGAAAUCAACAUAUGUAGAAUUGCUUCUACAAUUGGUGAGCCCCUAAUGAUUGAUGGUAAUCUUUUUCAAUGGGGAAGAAGGGAGUUUGGUAGAGUAUGUGUUCGUAUCAAUCUAUACAUUGCUUUACCAAAAGGAACUUGGGUUGAAAGUAGCUCGGGCAAGUUUUAUCAAAAAUUUGAAUAUGAAAGACUCCCUGACUUUUGCUUCUGCUGUGGGAAAAUUGGACAUGAAAAGUCCAAUUGCUUAUUUAACACAUCUGCUAAUAAUUCUGUUACUAAAAAGGAAGGGGAUCUUCCAAAGGGUAUUGAAGGAAUUACCUUCAACAACAAGGUUUCUAAAGAAGCAGAAAAAGUUAAUUUUGGCUAUGGUCCUUGGCUUCAGGUUAACUAUGGCAAGAAGAGGAAUUUGUUCAAGAAUCAAGGCUUUAAAGAUAAAGUAGUUGCUGGGAAAAAAAUUCCAGAUUCUGUUUUUAAAAAACAAAUCUGGAAGGAAGUAGAAGCAAUGGAAAUUCCUAAUAAAGAAGUGCAAUUUUCUAUUCCGGAAGGAAUCCAGGAUGAUGCUAUUAAGGAAUCUAUUUUUUUACAGCAUUCUGAAAUCUCUCAGAAGUCAUCUUGGAUAAAAGGUCAAAUGUUCAUAACUCUUCUUUUAUCUCUACUAACAAAUUCAAUUUGCUAG